GCCAGGCGACGAGGCCGUCUCUGGUCGAGGAUGCCUCUCUUGCCCUCCCGUCCUCUGCAGCUUGUUGUUAGUCGCUUCCGUCCGGCAUUCCCCUUUGCUUCCUGGGUUAGGGUUAGAGAGGAGGGGUGGAGCAUCUCUGCUGCUCCGUAACCAGCCGCUGUGUGAGGCGCUGCCGCCGCCGCCGCCAUCCCCUCCCAGCUCUUCACCAUGUCCAGCAGCAGCAGCACCGUCGUCGUCGCCGCCGUAGCAGCAGCGGCGACCUCCGCGGCAGCCUCCCCGCCCGCGCAGCCCCCUCCACCGCCCCCUCCUCCUCCGCCGCCGCCUCCCCCUCCUCCGCUCCCUGGGACUUCCUCGGGUGCCACCACCGCUGAGCCCGAGCUGGUGUCGCUCAUCCUCAACCGCCUCAAGAGCCAAGGGCUUUUCGACCAGUUCCGUCGCGACUGCUUGGCCGAUGUGGACACCAAGCCUGCAUAUCAGAACUUAAGACAGCGAGUAGACAACUUUGUUUCCAACCAUCUAGCGACACAUACAUGGAGUCCUCACCUGAACAAGAACCAGCUGAGAAAUAAUAUUAGGCAACAAGUUCUCAAAUCUGGAAUGUUAGAAUCUGGAAUUGACAGAAUAAUUUCACAAGUUGUGGAUCCAAAGAUCAACCAUAUAUUCAGACCACAGGUGGAGAAGGCUGUCCAUGAGUUUUUAGCUACAUUAAAUCACAAAGAGGAGGCCAGUCCCAGUACAGCACCAUUUGAGGAGAAACCAGAUGCUUCUAUUACAAUGCAAGGUGUUUCUGCUACCAUCCCAAAUGUGAGUGUGGCUAAUGAUGCCAUGUCCAUUUUGGAAACAAUAACCUCUCUGAACCAAGAAGCGAGUGCAGCCAGGGCUUCCACAGAAGCAACAAACACAAAGACUAGUGACAGAACUUCAAAAAGACUCCCAUCUCAGCAGAGCUUGGAUGGUGGUGUUGAAAGAGAACGAAAUGCUGAAGAUCUGCCAGAUGGAGAGAAACCCACUUGUAUCUCUACAGAAGAAAGCUCUGAAGCAGUGACAAACUCUGAAGAUGUGAAUAACUUUUCUUCAAAUGAAGAAGUUAAAACUGUGUCAAAAGAAGUUAAUGAUCUGGUUAAUUCAAUUAAGGAAGCUGGGCAGGAAAGUGAUGAGCAGAAAAACAAGCUGAUGGACAAAGGUGAUCGAAAACCAGAAAGCUCGGAAAAAGGAGAGAGGAAGAAAGAGAAAAAAGAAAAAUCUGACAAAAAGUUAGAUGUCUUGAAAAAGAGUGAUGAUGUUCUAAAAGCAAGAAAAGAAAAGGUAGCAAAAGACAAAGAGGCAGAAUCAAUAAAACUUUCAGCUCUGGAAAAGAAUAGCAGUAAACACAAAGCAAAUGAAAGUACAAAAGAAGUUCUAGAGGAUUCUGAUGUGGACAUACUCAGUGAUAUCACUGUUAGCUCUGUGCACACCAGUGAUCUUUCUUCCUUUGAAGAAGAGAGCGAAGAAGAAGUUGUGCUAUCUGACAGUACAGAAGAGGGAGAGAUUGUUUCUGAUGAUGAAGAAGAAGAACCCAAUCAAUUGAAAACAAAACCAGAGGCUGGUGAGCCUAAUGAGAAAAAACCAAAAUCUGGUCGACAUGCUUAUGUCCACAAGCCUUAUCUUUAUUCAAAGUACUAUAGUGAUUCUGAUGAUGAGCGGACUGUAGAGCAACGUCGCCAAUCUGUUGCUAGAGAAAAAGAAGAGAGACUGUUAAGGAGGCGGCUUAACAGAGAAAAACUUGAAGAAAAGCGGAAACAAAAGGCGGCAGAAAAAACAAAAACUUUGAAAACUGGAAAUCAAGGCAAAAGCAGUCAAAGCUUGGAAGAGUCUUCAAGCAGAGGCCUUGAACUGAAAGCCAGUGGUGCCAGCAUUAAGGAUGUGCUUAAAGAACAAAGGUUUUUAGAAAAGAAGGUAGCUUUAAGCAGGAAAAGAAAGAGAGAGUCAAGGCAUAAUGAAGAGGGGAAGAAGAAGAAAUUUGAACAACUUGAGGUAGAUCUCUCGGAACUCCAAAAGACAAAUGAAAGUGGUGAAAAGCCCUCCACAAAAGAGGUGAAAGCUAGUCAAGGCAAAAAUGAAGUGAAUAAACUUGCUAGAAGACUUUCAGAGUUGGUGCAUUCAGCUGAUGAAAACAGAGGCGAUUCCAAAGUAGAAAGAGAACACAAAAGAAAAACAUCUACUUCUCUUCAGCUGGAAGGAACACAGCAAGACACUGAACCCAGGGAUCCUAAGUCUCAGUAUGAGAAAGCAGAAGGCAGCCCAGAAGCACCACCUAAGCAAAAACAUGCACUUAAAAAUGAAAAACACAUUAAAAAGGAUGAUUCAGAAACUCAAAACUUUAAAAGUGUACCCAAGAAAGAAGCCAAGUCAUCAAAAGAGAAAAAUGAAAAAGACAGAACUCUAUCUGAAGAUAGAUCAUUAAUGAAGCAUAAAUAUAAAGGUGAUGGCAUUCAUAAAACAAGUGAUGAAACAGAAAAUUUGCCAUCCGAGAAAGGCCUGAAAGGUGAUGAGAAUGUUCAGAAACACAGUCAGCUAACCAAAGCCUUGUCAGAUGACAAAGCUGAAAGGAAGAAUAAGCACAGAAGUGAAAGGAAAACAUCUGUAAACAGCAAAGAUGUAAAAAAUGUUUCUGAACAUGCUUCCAAAAAUGAAGAGAGUUCACGUAAAGAAAACAGAAAAGACAGACAUCUUUCUACAGAAAAAUCAAGAAUGGAACACAAAUCCAAAAGAUUGUCAAGUGAUUCUAGGCCGCAAAAAGAGUUGCAAAGUGGAUCAAAACAACACAGUUCAUCAAGGAGGAGUGAAAGUUACUCAGAAGAUAAGCAUGAUGCAGAAUCAACUAACUCAGAUAACACUAUAAGGCAAAGUGACAGUAUUCACAAAGACAGAAGAAGAUCGAAGAGUGUCUUGGAAGAAAGGCUCUUAUUAAAGUCCAAGUCCAAGAGUCACAGUAAACAAGCCAAAGUACCUGAAAAUGAAUUGCAAGAAAACUCCUCCAGGCAGGAUUCUGAGCAGAAAUCAGACAAAGAUCGGCAUACAGAAGAGAGUGAUCCAGAUAAACAAAGUAAAUCCAAAACUGAAAGUAAAGCUUUUAAAGAAAAUUCCGUAGAGUUAGAGUCUGAAACUGCAGCACAUGCAGUUAGUAGUUCACAAAAAGAUUCUGGUCACAGAGUUAAGUUACAGUCAGGAGAAAAAUCAGCUAUAAAAGAGAAGGGUAAAAAUGAUAAAGAUUUGAGCAGUUCCAGACUGGAGAGGAAAUUGUCGGUAGAAGGUCACAAAAGCAGAAGUUUGAAGCAUAGUAGUAAGGAAAUGAAAAAGAGAGAAGAUGACAACAAAACAGAGGACAAAGGUGUUAGACAGACAGACAGCCAUACAAAGAUGCAAGAAAAUAACCUGUUCCUGGAUAAAAAAUCUAGUAAAAGAUUAGCUGGUGAAAACAGAAAGGGAAGUUCCUCGGCCCAAGAAAUUGACAUGGUAGAGGAAAAAUCACCAGCAGUCACAUCUGUUGCCAGCCAAUUUCCAAGCCUUCAAAAGCCAGUCCGGACUAGUGGGCACACAUUGCAUUCUGAACAAAGCCAAGAGCCAAUGGAGAUUGAAUCAGAACAAAGGCUCAUUAAUAUGCACCACCCAAUAUCUCAAGCUGAAGAAGGUGGCAGUAAUGAUUCACAACAAGACAGUAAAUUCAGAAAUAUUGUCAGAGACCAAACACAUCUUAAUUCCGUGUAUGAGUUAAAUAAAUCUGUACAUUCCAAAGAAACGUCAUCAGAAUCUUCCUCUUCAAGUACUGGUAACCCUGAACAAAAGGCUGAAAAUAUUCACACAAAGGGAGUGGAUGCACCAAGUAAUGCAUUUAAACAAAUUUCCAAGGAUGUGGGAUCCAUUAAACAAGAGCCUUAUCACGUGAUCACUGAUUAUGAGACAAGUGAUCGAAUUUUGCUUGAUGCUUCUCGUAAGGAGAACAAAAAGCUAAAAUUCCAAAGAAUGACUGAGGAUGCUCAAAUGCCAAAGAACUUAAAAAAUAUAUUUGUUGGUCCAAGUGAAGAAAGCAGUCUUCCAACAAAGAAUUCCUCAAAAGAAGAUGAUGUGCAUACAAUAUCUGUGGAUAUGGAUCUUACAGAAUUCACAGACCCUUUGGUUGGUGUAUCCAAAGAAGAAUCUUUGAAUUUAGAUAAGCCUUGUUUCAGAGAUACAAGACAACAAAACACUUCAGACAACAAAACACAUACUGUUAAAAUGGCACAGCAAGAUAGAAUUGUACCCAGCAGUAACAUGAAAGAAGGUGAGAUCACCAGCCUGGACAUUAUAAGUAAAGGUGGCAAAGUACACACAAGUUGUGAACAAGCAACAAAAGAGAACAUGAGUGCUUUAAUAGAAGCUAGUGUGCACGGAAGAGUUGGAAGUGCACUAACUGGCAUUAUACAUAAUGAUAAUCUGAGUGACCCAGCUUGCGUAUUUCGGGAUGUAAAUGCAAACAAAUCUCUCCUAGCCAGUUUGGAGAAAGAGGGAAGAGACAAUCUAGGUGAAGAUUCUUUUGAAAAGCAAAAUGAGGAUGCAAUGGAAUGUAAGGACAAAACAAAGGAAAAUCAUCAUACUAGUGCUGUAAUAGAAUCCUCUUCAGGGUCAGUGGUUGAGAACAUUCCAGAAGAAAUAAGUGAAGUUUCUGCAAGAGUCAGUGAAGGAGGAGGAGGUGGUUUAAGAGAAGUCACUGAAGAUAAAUAUGAAAACAGUGUCGUAGGCAGCAGUUCUGUUAGCAUCAAGCACAACACCAUGGAGACUACUGAAGCCAUUGUUAUAGGAACUAGCACGGAAAGAAGUACUGGGAGCACUGCAACAGCCACUAGUACCAGAGAAGGCCUAGGUGAAGAAGGUACAUCAAUAAAUUUGCAAAGGGAAGGUGAUGCCACCAUUACAUGUUCAGAAGAAAAAAGUGAGCCUGCUUUGAGCUGCACAAGCAUAGAAGCAGAUGAGGGUUUCACUGUGGGCAUCUGGACCAAGAACAAGGAAGAUGCCCAUUCUAUAACCAAAAAGAACUUUGGUGAAUGCACUGUCACAGCAGCUGAAGAAAGUGGUCGUGUUACUGAAGGUCUUGCAGCUUGUGAAAGUUCCUUGACCAGCACAAAAGAAGAAGAAAGUGGUGAAUGUGUUAUGAAUUAUGUUGAUGAAAGUAACAAGCAGUUAAUCAAUGAAAGUGGAGUAGAACUAGAGCAGAGUGUCAAUAGUGUUGAAACGGACGAGAAAGACGAUGCUGUAACCAGCGCAGGCUCUGAAGAAAGGUGUAUGGCUUCCACUUGUGGUGAUACAAGCAACUUGGACAGUGCUGCUACCUGCAUCAGUGAGACAGAAGGUGACGGUGCUGUAACCAGUGCAGGCACUGAAGCUCAGGGUGGAUCUUUGGCUGAAAAUCCAGAUGGAUUUCAAAGUAAUGCAACAGGAACUGAGCAGGUUAAAGCAACUGACGGUGCUGUGACUUGUACAGGUGCAGAAAGACUAAGCGUUGGAUUUGCCAUCUGUUCAGUGACUGGUACGGACUCACAGGAAGAAAGUGCUGUGACUGGCGCAUGUGCCAAAAUGGUAGCCAACAAUAUGGCAACUGGGCCACAUGCUGACAAGAGUGAAGACAUUGUGAAUGGUGAGAGUGCUGUCACCAGCACAGGCAUAACUGCAGAAGAUGACCCUGAAGCUACAGCUGCUUGCACUGGCUUGGAGGACAGCAAUGAAGGUUUUGCAGUUUCUUUAGACGUACAAGAAAAAUAUGAACAUGCCACAGACAGCACAGAAGCCAGAGCUGAAACCAACCUCACUGAAGUAAGUCGAGGUUCCUGUGAUGACGAAGGCUUUGUGACUAGCACAGGUGCAAAAGAAGAUGAUGAGGAAAGCGAAAACUUUGUUACCAGUACAGGAAGAGGCAAUGAAGAAACUGAGCACAUUUUGGCCUGUACGGGAACAGAAGACAGUGAGAGGGUUCUGGUUUGUGUGGGAGCUGCAGCAAGUGGAAGCUCCUCUGUCUGCCUUUCUGCAGGCCAGCUUGGAAUAGAGUUAGCUGUGCUUACCACAAACGCAGUUAAAGGUACCGUUGACAGCAUGAUGAGCUUAGAGAAAGAAGCUAAGAGUAAUGACAUUCACAAUAGCACAAAGGGGGUUGUUGAAAGCAGCACUGCUAGUGUUGGUACAGACGGUGAAAAUGUUAUGGCCUUCAUUGCCGAAAAAGAGGGGAAGUCCACAGUUUCGGAGACAUACGAGUGUGGCGUGAUUAGUGUGACCUCAGAACAAGGUGCCAGUCAGCUCUCUGCUGUGGAAGAGAAGGAUGAGAAUGCUAUAUCUUACUUAGACAGUAUGAAAUGUGAAGGUCUGUUAUUUAGAGCAGCCUUAAAGGAAGUCGCCAUUCCUUCAGCUUCUGCUAAUGAUCAUGAUAAAUGUGAAGGUGAGACAAUCUCUACAAGUGGGGUCGAGCCUGCAGCUGCACAUUGUUCUGCCGAGCACAUUGAACAAACAUCCUCAUUUGCUGCUAGAACAGUUGAGACCUCCGAGAAAGCCACAAGUCCUAUAGGUGCAGAAGACUUCGAGGCCCCUAUGCCUAGCACGGCUGUUGAAUAUACAAACCAGGAUGGAGCAGCUGCUGCAAAACCAAAUAAAGUUUCCACAAGUAUUUCCGAAGACUUUGAGGCCCCUAUGCCAAGCGCCAUGAUGGAAGAUAGUGAGAGUCCAUUUGCUACUGUAAGAGCUGUAGAAAUGACCUCCACCAGCUUGGAAAUGUAUGCCGUUCCCAUGCCCAGUGAGUCCACAGGAGGAGCCGAUGAAAGCCAUCCAGAAGUCUGUAGCAAAGAGGAAAGAGAUGAGUGCACUGUGAUUUCCACAAGCAUUACUGAAGAACCAGAGGCUCCCAUUUCCCAAGUAGGCACUGAAGAUCCCAUUCUGCACUUUGCCUUAAGAUCAGAACAAACUGCUGAUGCAGCUGUGAUUUCAACCAGCACAACAGAACACUUUGAGCCUUCUGUGUUUCCUGCAGAUACACAAGAGGUUGAUCAGGUCUCUGUCACUAGGCCAGAAGGAAGACUUGAGACUUCUGCUAUCUCUACAAGUACAAUCGAAGGAUAUAAUGGCACCAUGCUUGGUGUGUCUGUGCCAGCGGGAAAGAAAGAAAGAGAUGAAGUUUCCACAGAUGCAGCAGAGGAAGGCAAGGAUGUCUAUUCUGAAGAAGCUGUAGUCCAAGGAUGUGAAUUAGUUGUCCAAAGUACAGAAAGAAGCAACCAAAGUGUGACUGUUUUUGUUGGAAAGGAGCGGAAAUAUGAAGCACUUGGACUCAGUGUUGCCAGUGCCAAACCUGGUGUGCAAUUGGUUGCCUUGAGUACAGAGAAUCCAGAGGAAAAGAUCUCUGACAGAAGAUUGGAAGAAUGUGACAGUGUCUCCACCAUUGCUGCCUCAGAAGAAACUUCAUCUGCAUUUGCAAUUAUAGAAGAAGAUGAGAAUAAUGUUGCCAUAUAUGCCAAAGAGUCUGACGACACCACAUCUUCAGCCCCAGAAGAAAGCGAGAAGUCUUCAAAUGUGCUUCAUAGAGAGAGGCGGAUAUCCUAUCCUGAGGAACCUGAGGGUGCUUUGAUGGGAGAAUCAACAUCAAAGAGCACAGAUGAUACCAAAAGCAUAGCAGUGCCUGUAAAUACAAUGAAAUCUGUCAGUGUAGGCGAAAAUCUCUCCACAGAAAUACAUUUGGACUUCUCUGUCAGUGAUGGAUUAUCCUCUGAAUCCUGCAUGCAUGGAAACAGAGCUCAAGAGGGUGGGCUGCACAAUGAAGUUACAUCGAGCCCUUCUAGCAUUCCAGUAGAGCAAGAAAGAGGAAAUGAAAAUGUAGGAACAGAUUAUAUUACUUCUAAACCAGUAUUAAAAACUGACCUUUCUGAAACAAGGGGCUUCCCUGACAAGAAGCACUUGACUUCACUGAGUUCUGUAACAGGAACCAAUUCUGAGGACAGAACACUUGUUGGAGGAACAGAUCUAUGUAGGGAACACAGCUUGGCUGAAACAGAUGCCCAAGUGAAUGAUCAUCAUGAACCUGAAGCUGCUUCUCAAGGGAGUACAGCGUACAAUUCAGACAAUAAAGACAUUCUGCCAGUUGUGACUGAAGAGCUGGAACUAACAACUAAGGUGACAGCUGAUGAGGAUCCUCAGCACAGAAGUCCAGCAAAGGAAGAUCCAUGUGAAGAGUACCAGCCAGAAGAAACUUGUAAAGUCCUUGAAACCACAAGUGCUUUGGUCAUAACAGAUGCAGUAGAAGUCCCAGUUCCUGAAGAAAAUUCACUAGAGGUAGAAAUACCCAAUAGGGAAGAAGAACACUUCAUGCCAGAAAUGACAGACCAUCAUCCAGCUGCUGCAGAUGAUAAAUCAGAUGGCGGUGUGGUGUCUCAGAUUUUGCCAGAAGAAAUUGAACAGAGCCAGUGUGUUGAAUCCAAACCAGAAACUGAUACGAGAGCAACAGCCGGAGAUUUGGGAGAAAUACCUGAAAGUGAUUCUAACAUUCAGAAACCUUCAUCAGAUGCUGUACAAACAAAAGAUGAUAUUGUUGGCAAAGUGGAUAUAUGUGAAAAGCCAGAUCUUAAAUCCAGCUUAAAUCCUGUUGAGGUAAAUCAGCAAAUACCAGUUAAGCGGAAAAGAGGAAGACCUCGUAAACAUCCUAUUGAGACAGUGGCACCGCAGGGUCAAGAUUUAAAAGCUGACACAGGCACUGGGAAUGUGCAGAAGUCUUCAGGUCCUAGCAACAGAGUGAGGAUUACCCCAAAAGUCCAACACCCAUUGAACAAGAAUGAAAAAGACAACAAAGCUGAAGGGAAGGCAGAGGUGGUUUUGCGUCGAAGAGGAAGGAAGCCCAAACGGCCUCGUGUGCCAUCAGAGGAAACAGGAACGGACACACCUAAGCCAGCUAAAAAACGGCAGAAGCUAGCACCUGCAGUUGAAGAGGAAACAAAAGUCCAGGAUGAAAGCAAGGAGAGUGGCGAUAAUGGAGAAGUUGACAGCGAUGAUAACGGUGGUGGUGCUGAUGAGUCACGUUCAGGAGCCACAACUAGGUCAGCCUCAAGACUGGAAGCUCAAAGAAAGCAACCCAGCAAGCCAACUACACGUGCAGCAUCUAAAAACCAAAGUCCAAGUCCAGUGUCUCCUAGAAAUCGCAGAAAGUUAGCUGGGAAAAAACAGCCGCCAACCAGUGCACAGUCAAAUAAAACUCUCCUGGCACAUUCAAAGCUGCAGCCCACCAAGCGUAAAAGGGAAGCCAGUCCUUUGGUGGUACACAAGAGAGGUCAUCAGAGAGGAGAGGAGCCUGAAGCAAAAAAAUCUAAGCGGUAGUUGUACCCCUGACAGAAUGAACGGGGAAGGGGAACAACAAAAAGGCCUCCUCUGCUUCAGUUUGAAAUGAAAGAGCCAAGAGGUUUUGCAUGCGCUUGUUUCCAAGGUAGAACGUAAUAGAUGCAGAACUCUUAUGUUAGAUAUUUUAAACAGCUAUAUAAACUAUUUGUUUAUGCAGAAGAUUAUAUGCAUUGCAGAAGUUUACUUUCUAUCUCAAGCAGAGAUUGUCAAGAGUGACUCGCUGAUGCUUCCAAUCCACUCAUCACCAGUGGCCUCUCAAUCAUAACUUUUGUACAUAAGCCAUGUAUAAAAAAGAAAAGGUUGUAUUUUACUGUGUAUGGAUUUAAUCAACAAGGAACACUAUUUAUUGAACAGCAAGGACUGAUCUGUGAACUUUGUUACAUCAUCUUACGUUAGUCAUUUUAACUGGAUUUUUCAAUGUUGUGCAGCCAUCCUAGCUUUGUGUCAGAGGGGAGAGGGAUUUCCCACCCCCCAACAAAAUCAGCAGAGAUCUCCAAUAUGCCAUCGAGUAACUGGCAAAGUAUUUCCUCGCAUGUAUUCAAGUCAAUUAGAUUAGUAUGAGGAAGAGACCUCAGUUCCUUUCCUCAUCACAUUUGUGGCUUUUUGUAAAGUAAAUUUUAAGGAUGCAUUUGCAGUGUUACGUAAAUGCACCCUAUUCACUUUGAAAUAUAUUCUUUCAUCUGUAAAUUUUCUCCCAGCAUCAAAGUAGCUAGAGCUCAUUGAGGUAGAACUUAGACCCCUUCAGCUGAAACUUUUCUGAAGUGAAAAUGUCUGUCUCAUUUUGAAGCUUUUAAUUGUUCUCCCAUCAGUAUUUCUCCUUUUCAAUUGAAAUAUGCUGAAGUUACAAUAACGCUUGUAGGAUUUAGAGAUUGUCACCAUUUUAUCUUUAUAUACUGGUAUUAAAAGAGAAUUUAGGGCUGGUGCUGCUGCCAGAAUCUUUUAGUAGACUUGCAUUUAGUCUCACAAGAACAAAUCUUCAAGUUCAGUUUCAUGUAAAGCUUUUUUUAUUCUUAUCAAAAUUUGACUCCUGCAAGGAUGUAAUAAGUUGCCAAAUAACCUGAGAUUAUUUUAAAAUGUUCAUAUUCAUACGUUUUAUAACUAAAAUCAGCAUUCUAUGUUUUUCUAAUUGUUUAUGUUUUUGUUUUGUUUGGGGACUUUUAUUGUUGUAAUGUGGAUUUUUCUGUCAAAUAUUCUACUUUGUUUCUUACUGAAUUUUUAUAUAUAAAUUAUAAAAUGUUUCCAAAACUA
Molecule: messenger RNA, 10623 nt
Organism: Hemicordylus capensis (graceful crag lizard)
Lineage: Eukaryota; Metazoa; Chordata; Lepidosauria; Squamata; Cordylidae
Gene: BOD1L1
Product: biorientation of chromosomes in cell division 1 like 1
Exons: 25
Coding region: 208-9354 (3048 amino acids)
Source: RefSeq, a predicted model, not a curated record